CCGCGGGAAGACGCGGCGGGCAGGCAGUUCCGCUCCGAGGGCGGAAGUGCGUGCCCAGGUUUCGGCCGCUGACCAGACAGCAACAUGGUGGCACCAGUGUUGGAGACGUCUCACGUGUUUUGCUGCCCGAACCGGGUGCGGGGAGCCCUGAGCUGGAGCCCCGGGCCCGGAGGGCUUCUGGCCUUCGGCACGUCCUGUUCCGUGGUGCUCUAUGACCCUCAGAAAAGGGUUGUUAUCACCAACCUGAAUGGUCAUGCUGCUCGAGUCAAUUGCCUCCAGUGGAUUUGUAAACAGGAUGGUUCUCCUUCAACUGAAUUAGUUUCUGGAGGAUCUGAUAAUCAAGUGAUUCACUGGGAAAUAGAGAAUAAUCAGCUUUUAAAAGCAGUCCCCAUCUACGGCCAUGAAGGCCCUGUUUAUGCUGUGCAUGCUGUUUACCAGAGGAGGGCCCCAGACCUUGCACUGCACACACUGAUAGUGUCCGCGGCUUCCGAUUCUACUGUUCGGAUCUGGUCUAAAGAGGGUUCUGAAGUGACAUGCCUUCAGACCUUGAACUUUGGCAAUGGAUUCGCUCUGGCUCUCUGCUUGUCUUUUUUGCCUAAUACUGAUGUGCCAGUAUUAGCAUGUGGCGACGAUGACCGCAAAAUUCACUUAUUUGUUCAACAAAACAAUCAGUUUCAGAAAAUGCUUUUUCUCUCUGGACAUGAGGAUUGGAUAAGAGGCGUGGAAUGGGCAGCCUUUGGAAGAGAUCUUUUCCUAGCAAGCUGUUCGCAAGAUUGCCUGAUACGCAUAUGGAAACUGUAUAUAAAAUCAACAUCUUUAGAAACUCAGGAAGAUGAUAAUAUAAAACUGAAAGAAAAUACUUUUACUGUAGAAAAUGAAAGUAUUAAAAUAACAUUUGCGGUUACUCUGGAGACUGUACUGGCUGGUCAUGAAAACUGGGUAAAUGCAGUUCAUUGGCAGCCUUCAUUUUACAAAGAUGGUGUCCUACAACAGCCAAUGAGAUUGUUGUCUGCCUCAAUGGAUAAAACCAUGAUUCUCUGGGCUCCAGAUGAAGAGUCAGGAGUUUGGCUAGAACAGGUUCGAGUAGGAGAAGUAGGUGGCAAUACCCUGGGAUUUUAUGAUUGCCAGUUCAGUGAAGAUGGCUCCAUGAUCAUCGCUCAUGCUUUCCACGGAGCAUUGCACCUUUGGAAACAGAGUGCUACCAACCCAAAAGAGUGGACUCCAGAGAUUGUUAUUUCAGGACACUUUGAUGGUGUCCAAGACCUAACGUGGGAUCCAGAAGGAGAAUUUAUCAUCACUGUUGGUACUGACCAGACAACUCGACUUUUUGCUCCUUGGAAGAGAAAAGAUCAGUCACAGGUGACUUGGCAUGAAAUUGCAAGGCCUCAGAUACAUGGAUAUGACCUUAAAUGUUUGGCAAUGAUCAAUAGGUUUCAGUUUGUGUCUGGAGCAGAUGAAAAAGUUCUUCGAGUAUUUUCUGCACCUCGGAAUUUUGUGGAAAAUUUUUGUGCCAUUACGGGUCAGUCACUGAAUCGUGUGCUUUGUAAUCAAGAUGGUGAUCUUCCAGAAGGAGCUACCAUCCCUGCUUUGGGAUUAUCCAAUAAAGCUGUCUUUCAGGGAGAUAUGGCUUCUCAGCCUUCUGAUGAAGAGGAGCUGUUAAAUAGUGCUGGUUUCGAGUAUCACCAGGUGGCCUUCCAACCCUCCUUACUUACUGAACCUCCCACUGAGGACCAUCUGCUGCAAAAUACUUUGUGGCCUGAAGUUCAAAAACUAUAUGGACAUGGCUAUGAAAUAUUUUGUGUUGCUUGUAGCAAUUCAAAGACUCUGCUUGCCUCAGCUUGUAAGGCAGCCAAGAAAGAGCAUGCCGCUAUCAUUCUCUGGAACACUGCAUCUUGGAAGCAGGUGCAGAAUUUAAUCUUCCACAGUUUGACUGUCACACAGAUGGCCUUCUCUCCUGAUGACAAGUUCUUACUAGCUGUUUCCAGAGAUCGAACCUGGUCACUGUGGAAGAGGCAGGACACAAUCCCACCCGAGUUAGACCCAGUCUUCAGCCUCUUUGCCUUCACUAACAAAGUUACUGCUGUGCACAGCAGGAUUAUUUGGUCCUGCGAUUGGAGUCCAGAUGGCAAGUAUUUCUUUACUGGAAGUCGGGACAGAAAGGUGGUUGUCUGGGGUGAGUGCGACUCCAGCGACGACGCCAUCGAGCAGAGCAUCGGGCCCUGCUCCUCCGUUCUGGACGUGGGUGGAGCUGUGACCGCCGUCAGCGUCUGCCCGCUGCUUAACCUUUCCCAACGAUACGUGGUUGCAGUAGGAUUAGAGUGUGGAAAGAUUUGUUUAUACUCCUGGAAAAAGACCGAUCAAGUUCCAGAAAUAAACGACUGGAUCCGCUGUGUAGAAACAAGUCAAAGCCAAAGUCAUACACUUGCUAUCAAAAAAUUAUGCUGGAAGAAUUGUAAUGGAAAGACUGAACAGAAUGAAGGAGAAGGUGCUGAAUGGUUACAGUUUGCAAGCUGUGGUGAAGAUCACACUGUGAAGAUACACAGAGUCGACAGGUGUGCGCUGUAGUGGGCUUAGUGAAUACAAGCGUGUACCCAUCAGUGUCUGAAAGUAUUCAACGUGUAAAUGGACAGCCUUUCUUUACCUCGUACUUGCAUCAAGUUUCGUUUUUAAGCCUUAUGGCAGUAGUCCUUAUAUGAGUCUCAGACCCUCUGAAAUAAGAUGGAAGCUGCAGACUCUUUUCUCAAAAUGUUUAUAUACGCACACACUCUCAGAACCUCACCCUUGCUUUCAGGGAUUCAGACCUGCAUCUGUGUGUUUCUGAUUGAGAGCCUCUGUCCCUGCUUUCUUCAUGACCAAAUUUGCCUAAUUCUGUUAUUUUCGUCUUCUGUUUUCAUAUGCUGCUAUUUGGGACAUUUUAUUAUUUACUGCCCUCUUCUGAGGGAGGACCUAAAAAGUAAAGAGAUAAAGCCCAGAUUUUAACAGUCUUUGUAAAUAAACGGACCACACUUUGUGUGGUCUUGACUCCUUCCUCCCAGUGCAUACCAGCCAUUCUAGGAACUUGGCAGGUGGUUGUGAGUUUGAACUGCAGUCCCUCCCUUCUCCUGUUCCUUUAGGGUUUGACUUAAAGUAGAACAUCCCAGCAUUUAAACUGACAGAUGAAGGGGCUGGAAAGUAGAGUUCCGAAUCAUCUGAACCUCUGUGAGGUCACGUGGAGGAAUCAUGAGAGGAAGGAUGAAGUCAUGAGAGUGAAGGAUGUCCCCAGGGGGAGUGAGCAGUAGGAACAGAAGAACAUGCCAGAGAGAGUAUUGGGUGUGCCCGCGGAGGUUUGGGAAGUGGGCCACCAGAGCUGAACACUCGCUCGGGAACUGGGUGGGGAGAGGUUCAGAUGGGGUGGGAGAGCCUGUGAGGCUGGAGGCAUCUGACCCCAUGGAAACGAGCUGCCUGGCAGACUGCCCCUUAAACGCACACUGUACGUAAUAAAUGUGCCGGAAGAGGGAGCGGUGGGAGUUUAUGCUGUUGUCUAACAGGACAUUUUGCUUCCAGAGUUGUUCAGUGAUACUUAGUCUAAAUGAAAGUUUUUAGAGCAGAACUAUCUGCUAUUUUUAGUCCAACAGAAAUACAGUGUGAGCCACCUAUGUACUUUAAAUUCUUCUAGUACCCACAUAAAGUAAAAAGAGGUGUAAUUUAUUUUGAUGACCCAUUUGUUUUAACCCAGUAUAUCCCAAAUAGGAUCAUUUUAACAGACAAUAUAAAAAGUUACAGAGAUAUUUUAGCCUUGUAUAUGAAAUCGUUGUAUCCUACAAAGUGCAGUUUACAUUUAGAACCCAUCUCAGCGUGGACUGACCACAUUUCAAGUGUCCACUAGCCACCUUUGGGCUACUGGCUAUACCCAUAUUUGGACAGUGCAGUUCUGAACUACAGAAUCUCUAUAAAUUUGUCUUAGACCUUUAGUGGUGUGUGUGUGUAAGCACACGUGUGUGAGCGUGUAUGCACCAAGGCAGUGAGCACCUCAGCGUCUUAACCUCAAACCAGGAUGCCCUGAAGUGUGAUUUCUCUGCUAAUCUGGGGAAGAAUCUGGAUCUCCCCAUUGGCACACAGUAGUUUGUUCAGUUACCUCGCGUGUGGGACUUUAGAGCAGAUUCAAGUGUACUUAACAGUCCUUUGGAACCUUCUCCAGCACACCCUAAGUUCUCCUGAAAGCAGCCCUGGCCUUGGGGAGGCCAAGUUCAUGGUUACUGUUUUACCAGUUGUAAAUAGUUUUCCCAAGUUGUCCUGACGCAUCUGUGUCAUUCAGUUUCAGUGCGUGCUCCCAGGAGCUUCAUACACACACACUGCAAUUUUACGAUGAUGAUCUUCUUUUUAAAAAUUCUGCACUGCACUGUCUUUGCUAGUCUUUCUCUAGCUGUGCCCCAGCUCCUCGUGGUGCUGGCUUCUGCUGGUGUGGAGCACGGACUCUAGAGCACUGGCUCAGUAGUUGUGACCCACCAGCUUAGUUGCUCUGUGGCUUGUGGGAUCUUCCCAGACCAGAGACUGAACCUGUGGCCUGUGCAUUGGCAGGCAGAUUCUUAACUACUGGACCACCUGGGAAGUCCAUGAUGGUCUUAAUCUGUUCUUCCCAGGGAACACUUUGAACCAUACUCUGGUAGUUCAUAACAUCUAAAGCAAAGGGACAGUCUUGCAGCUUUGCUCUGGAGGAGCUGAAGAGUAUUUCAGGAUCCCAGACCUACCCAUGCCGGUUUGCCCUGAUCAUUUCAUUUCUCUGCCUGAUUUACAGCAUCAAAGUUCAGAUUGAUGCCAAGUGCCAGUCUAAGCAGUCUUCUGACCUGCAGGACUUUCCUGGAUGGAGGAGAGGUGGUUGGGUUGUGUUCCCGGCAGUGUUUAUCUUGGACAACUAAGAGCUAAAUCCCUGCCUUCGCAGCAGCCUCGGGGGAAGCAGCUGUGGUUAGUGAUUCCAAAGACAGACUGGGACUGGGGGGAGACUGUGCCAAUUCAGGGAUAAAACAGAAGGACAGAAUCAUCCUCUCCUAAAUGAGAAGUCCUCGCCAUGCCAGGAAAUCCUGGCGGUCUGUAAGGAAAAUGCAAGGCCUUCUUACCCACUCUACAAAUCCUGUGUACUUCUCAAGGGAGUCUGGGUGAGGGUUGGAACCCAGAGGUAAGGAAUCAGAGUUGUCUUUGAACCCUGGCUCACAUUGGCUGUGUCUGGGUAAGCUUUUCUCGUCUCUGUAAGUGGAGAUAAUGUGUCAGUCUGACCUUGAUUCAACUCUGAAAGAAGACGCAAAAUAUUCUUUGUGGCUUAUUGCACGAACAAAGUUUUCUCUCUAAAAAGGAAUCUAGGUAGGCAGGCCAGGUUGGGGAGGGAGACUUCGCAACAUGAUCAGGGUACCCAGGCUCUUUGCCCUCAUCCUUGGUGUGUGGCUUCCUCACUCUCCAGGAUGGCUGCUUGGCCUCCUGCCAUGAUCUUUGCAUCCCAGCCAGCAGAAAGGAGGAAGGCAUAAGAGGCCCCUAACUUUAAGAAAACUUGGAAGUCCACACAAGUUCUGCUUAAUCUCUGUGACCUGAAUUUUAUCUUGUAGCUGUACCUCAAGAGAGGCUGGGAAAUGAAAUCUUUAUUGCAGGUGGUUCUUAGCUGAGAAUUGAAUUGCUUUAUUCUGGAAGAGAGGACAAAUGUUAGUCUCAUUUCAUAAAAAGUAACCACCUUGUGGGGUUGUUUCGAGGAUUAAAUGAACCAAUGCAUUAAAAAUGAUAGUCCGAGGUCUGGAUUUAGUAAGACACCAAUAAUUGUUAACUGUUACAAUUAAAUAAAGUUCAGUUUGUGUCACCUCCA
Messenger RNA from Cervus elaphus (red deer), 5824 nucleotides. RefSeq names its product elongator acetyltransferase complex subunit 2 (gene ELP2). The record is from RefSeq and is a predicted model, not a curated record. Gene Ontology annotation, cellular component: elongator holoenzyme complex. Gene Ontology annotation, biological process: tRNA wobble uridine modification. Bases 85 to 2565 code for a protein of 826 amino acids. The transcript is spliced from 22 exons. Gene Ontology annotation, molecular function: protein binding. Lineage: Eukaryota; Metazoa; Chordata; Mammalia; Artiodactyla; Cervidae.